This is a messenger RNA of Plectropomus leopardus (leopard coralgrouper), 841 nucleotides long. NCBI's taxonomy places the organism in Eukaryota, Metazoa, Chordata, Actinopteri, Perciformes, Serranidae. The record is from RefSeq and is a predicted model, not a curated record.
AUGAUCCAAAACCUUAAUGAAAAUGUAUAUUACACACAAAGUCAAAUUUGGAUAAAUGAUAAAUGUUCUGCUUGGUUUGAAAGAAACAUGUGAAUGAACCCAGAAUAACUGAAUUCAUCUUUUUCCUCAUCAUUUAAUUCUUUUUGUGCAAUUUCAUGUCCACAUAUGUAAAGUGCCCUUGAGUAUUUUAUUUUAUUUUAUUUUAUUUUUUUAAUCAUCCUAAUCCACCAAUGUCUUUAGUAUCAGUUCACAACUGGCGGCAAUAAACCCAGUGUAAGUCACUUCACGUUUGUCACAGUUUUAACAAUCAUUGAGCUGCAGAAUGAGAUAUGGGACCUUCUGGCUGCCAAUGAGACCACCGAUGGCAGUGUGAAAGAAUUGCAAGACAGAGUGAAUGGCCUUAUCAGUCAAAUAGAUGACAAAAGCAACGACAACACAAAAUUGAUGCUGCAAAUCAUGACCCUGCAGAUUCAGGUUGAGCAGCUGCAGAAACAGCUGUCCGAUCUCCAGAUGUCACAAACCUCUCAGGUGACCCAGCUCACAAAUGAUCUUAAAGUCAAGAAGGAGGAGCUGCAGAAAUAUGUCGACGAUCUGAAUGAGAAGAAUCAGAAAAACGCCAAGCUGAUUGUGACAACCACUAAUCUGAACAACCAACUCAGAAACCUGGAAAAAGAAAGGCAGAACAAGGAACAAACAAAUUCUGCUGCAAUCGCGGAGUUGAAAAAACAACUGAAGGCAAAAGAGGAGGAGCACUCUCGUGAUCAAGCUGAGAUUAAGGAUCUGCAGGAUAAACUGAACCAGACAGAGGCGCAGUGUUCCAGUUUUGAGAACAAACUUGAAG